Molecule: messenger RNA, 3683 nt
Organism: Manacus vitellinus (golden-collared manakin)
Lineage: Eukaryota; Metazoa; Chordata; Aves; Passeriformes; Pipridae
Gene: RPH3A
Product: rabphilin 3A
Exons: 20
Coding region: 261-2294 (677 amino acids)
Biological process (GO): intracellular protein transport
Cellular component (GO): membrane
Molecular function (GO): small GTPase binding
Source: RefSeq, a predicted model, not a curated record
CAAAAAACGUGCCGAAUGGGGGAAAAGCCCGUUUGUCGUGCGGAGCCCCCUUUGCGGCGAGGGUGAAACCCAGGAGCCCAUUGCAGGACUCUGCUGCGCCUCCGUGGCCGCGUGCCUGGCUGAAAGCUCUGGGUUACCGUCAUUGGCAUCGCUGCUGUCUGCAAGUGAGGUGAUUGACUUGCCCAGUGUGCCACGUUGGUGCUUUUCAUCAGGGCACUGGUGUCCCUGAAGUCAGUCCCCGAGUGCCCCGGGAGCGGGCGAUGACCGACGCCGUGGUGGGCGGCAGCUCCGACCGGUGGAUGUGCCCCAGCGACAGGACCAUGUCUGUCCGAGCCAGCAGCGAGAAGGAGCAGCUCCCCUCCGGCUGGGGCGGCCAAGCCGACCGGCAGCGCAAGGGCGAGGAGCUGACGGAUGAGGAGAAGGAGAUCAUCAACAGGGUCAUCGCCCGCGCCGAGAAGAUGGAGGAGAUGGAGCAGGAGCGCAUCGGGAGGCUGAUGACCAGGCUGGAGGACAUGCGCCGCAGCGUGCUGGGGGACGGGGUGAACCGCUGCAUCCUGUGUGGGGAGCAGCUGGGUCCGCGUGGGUCUGCCUGUGUCGUGUGUGAGGACUGCAAGAAGAAUGUCUGCACCAAGUGCGGGGUGCAGACCACCAACAACCGGCCCCACGCCAUCUGGCUCUGCAAGAUCUGCAGUGAGCAGCGGGAGGUGUGGAAGCGCUCUGGUGCCUGGUUCUUCAAGGGUUUGCCCAAGCAGAUGUUGCCCCAGCCGAUGCCCGUCAGCAAGAACAAGGGACCCCAAGCCCCGAGCGAGCCCAGCCCGGCAGAACCGCCCACCCCAGACCCCAAAGUGUCUUCCCGGGCACCCACCCGAGGCAGCGACACGACGGCAUCCCCCAGGGGGAGCCGCAGGCCGGCCGAGGGCCGGGCGGGUCCGUGUGGCAGCGAGGACACCGGUGGGGACACCGAGAGCCGGGACUACGGUGCCGAGAGCGGGGUCAGCAGAAGCCCUGGUGUGAAGAGAACCAACUCCGUUCAAGCCUCACGGCCGCCCCCACCAGCCACUGCCGGACCCGCUGCGGGUCCCGCUCCGGCGGCAGCACCCGCAGCAGCGAGGCCGGGCCCCGGGGCGGGCGGGCGGUUCCCGGAGAGACAAGCGAGCCCACCGCUGGGACCCUCAGAGCCGGCCCGCGCUGCCACCAGGGAGGAGCGAGGAGGGGGCUACGCUGCACCCCCCGCCAGGGAGGAGAGGCCGGCCUGGCAGCCCCCCGCCUUCCAGCAGCCCCCCGCCGCCACACCCGCAUCCGCAGCCCCGCAGCGGCAGCGGCAGCAGCAGCAGCCCCAGGAGGAGGAGGAGGAUGCAAACAGCUAUGACUCUGAUGAAGGCACCACGCUGGGAGCUCUGGAGUUCAGCCUGCUCUACGACCAGGAGAACAGCUCCCUGCACUGCACCCUCAUCAAGGCCAAGGGCUUAAAACCGAUGGACUCCAACGGCCUGGCUGAUCCCUACGUGAAGCUGCACCUCCUGCCUGGAGCCAGCAAGUCAAACAAGCUGAGGACGAAGACGCUGCGCAACACCCGCAACCCCGUGUGGAACGAGACCCUGGUGUACCACGGCAUCACGGAUGAGGACAUGCAGAGGAAAACCCUCAGGAUCUCAGUGUGUGAUGAAGACAAAUUUGGCCACAACGAGUUUAUUGGAGAAACUCGAGUUUCCUUGAAAAAACUCAAAGCGAAUCAGAAAAAGAACUUCAACAUCUGCCUGGAGAGAGUAAUACCAACAAAACGUGCUGGAACAACCGGUGCAUCCCGUGGGAUGGCUCUGUAUGAAGAGGAGGUAGAUCGUGGUGGGGACGUGGAGGAGCGUGGGAAGAUCCUGGUGUCCCUCAUGUACAGCACCCAGCAGGGCGGGCUCAUCGUGGGCAUCGUGCGCUGCGUGCACUUGGCGGCCAUGGACGCCAACGGGUACUCGGACCCCUUCGUGAAGCUUUGGCUGAAACCUGAUAUGGGAAAAAAGGCCAAGCACAAGACACAGAUUAAGAAGAAAACGUUGAAUCCUGAGUUUAACGAGGAGUUCUUCUAUGACAUAAAACACAGUGAUCUGGCCAAGAAGUCACUGGACAUUUCAGUCUGGGAUUACGACAUUGGAAAAUCCAAUGACUACAUUGGCGGUUGCCAGCUCGGCAUUACGGCCAAGGGUGAGCGCUUGAAACACUGGUAUGAAUGCUUGAAGAACAAGGACAAGAAGAUUGAGCGCUGGCACACCCUCCAAAACGAGAACCACGUUGCCAGUGAUUAAAGGGAGCUGCUGCCCCACGCUCCCCAACAGCCCAUCCUCUGCCAAGCCCUUGUAGAUCUCUGAUGUCCGUCUUCCAGCGCAGUCAUGCCUUGCUACAGCCUCCGGUCCCAGGGCAGCGAUGCUCUUCUGCCUCCUCUGAGCAUCCUCCGUCCUCACCUCCACCUGAAAACCAACCCAGACCUUUCAUAUUCUCUUCCUCUGUUUAUUUUUUGUUUUGGGAGGGAGGUCAUUGAGUUCCCCUGCUGUGUAAUUUUGUCAAGCAAUAGUUCCCUCCUGACUGUUCCUCUCUCUCACUGGUCUCACAUGCCCUGUGGUAGCGUUCCCGUUGUGUGUCCGAUGCUCUGUGUUCCUCCAGCCUCUGCUCCUCUGGCUCAUCCCAUUGCCACUGGCUUGUGGCUCUGGCAUCUCCCAGUGGGAUGUGCAGCCACCAGUCUGGCCGUGCUCCUGUCAGGCACUGGGGUGUGGAGUGCUGGUGUUGGAGCAUCAGCCUGUUCUGCUUGUGUGAUAUCGAUACCUCAGUUGCAAUAAUGAAAAAGCUCUUUGGCUUUGGUGUGGGUCGUCACCGUCUCCUGGUGUCUGUGUUGUCAUGAUUAGGCCAAAGCCUGUGUCACUGAUGUAAUCCUGCGAGUCCUGCUUGAGCUUUACUUCUGGUUUGGUCCACUUGAGCAAUAUUGUGGCACAUCCUUUGCUGAGAAGAUCCACCAAUAACACAAUAACAGUUAUGAGGAAUAGGGAGCUCUGUGCUCGCAGGGAAGCAGGUUUGGGUUGGUUCAUGUGGUUCCUUUUGCCUGAGGAACUCACACACUGUUGCUGUAGGAGCCCACCCAUGUUUCAAGGUUGUGACUACCUCCUCUUCACCUCUGAGCUGUGUAGUAGUGACUGAGCCCUGAGGGCAGUCCCUGGGCCCCCUCAGACCACCCCUCCUGCUGCCGAGCGUUUGCCGUGCCACGCUCAGGAGGGAAGCCGAGGGAGAUGGCACUUCCCACCAAGUAGCUGUGUGCAAGGAUUAUUGCUUUGAAUUGCUUCAAAACACCACAACUACUGAAAUUAGCUGGGAUGUUUAGAGGUCUUCCAAACUUUGGUUGUUUUGGUUUUGUUUUGUUUUGUUUCCGAUUCUGCACAAGAACCAUUGUCUUCAACCUGCGCUUUAGUUAUCUCCUGGAGCUGUUCCAUCUGUCCUCGAUAGCAGGAGAGCAAAGACAUUCUCAGACUGAUGCUGGUCAGGUUUGGUACCAUUUGCUGGCUCUGGAUAACCUCAAGCAUAGUUGAUAGUAGCACAAUAAGCACUAUGGAAUAUAUUGUCAGUGGGCUACACACUGAGCAUGUUGUAUGAAACCUCAGCCCUUCCAGUCCAUGACUCCCCGUGCACCCGCUGCUGCAGUCGACUGG